UUAUGGACUAAAGAACACCAAUACAAAGGUUAGUUGAAGAAUUACACACAGGAUCACCUGCUUAAUUGUUAGAAGUGGCUAAUCAAUGUGAAUAAACUCCAAACAUCUUAUUGACAAAAGCAAUCCUGUUAAUAAAUAAUAAGAAUUAUUAAGAAGCUUCAUAAAUUUUAAAAGGACUGAAAGAUCAUUAACUUUAUCCUUUUACUAGAGUAUAUCUACUCUAUGCUGAAGGAUAAUAUCAAUAGGUUAUAACAGAAUGUAGAAAAAAUGUACCAGAAGAUUAGCUAUUAAUGGGACAGGCUUAUUUAAAGUUAGGAGAGUUUGAACAAGCAAUACAAUUAUUUCAGAAAUUACUUAAAGAAGUAUAAAUAUCUUAAUAUCAUAAAGAGCAAAUUUCAAAAUGACUCUCAAGAUAUUUUAACAAAUAUUGCAAAUGCAGCAAUUCAAUUAAAUGACUAGGCUCAAAUGAAAUAAAUAAAUUAGCAAAUAUUUGAAUUCAUUAAAAAGAAUAAAAAUUAAUAUGCAAGAGAGUUAUUACUUAACCAUGCUUUACUUAAUUUAUAAUUAAAUGAGUAAUUUUUGUAAUAUAUAAAAUUUAGUCUAAAGAUAGCAAAAGAACUAACUAUAAGAUUUGAAAACAUGGUGAAAGUUGAGAAUGAAUAGGAUGAGGAUUUAUUCUUAGCCCAAUUAAUUUUAGAUGUGAUUAAUCCAGGAGAUUACAAAAGCAAAGUUAAAUAGUAAUUAUCCAUCUAAUUAAUAGAUAUGAACUUUUGGAAAAGACUUCAGAAUAAGCAGUGCUAUUGAAUAAUUUAGCAGUGUUUUAAGAAUUUAUCCAUCCACAUCAUGAUUCAUUAAAAAGAGUAGAAGAAGCAUUAUCUUUAGAUUAUAAAUUUACACCUCAAUAACUCCAUGUGUUAAAAAUAAAUAAAGCUAUUUUACAAAUCAUUAAGAAUAGACCAACCAAGGAACAAGGCUUGCCUUUAUCAGUUUAGAUUGCAAUUAAUCGACAAAAAUGGGAAUAACCAAUUGAAGAUCCAUAUCAAUAUCUAAUAUUUGCAACUAAUAAUGAUAAUACCAAUAAAAUUAUUGAAUUAUGCAAUGUAAAAAACUGGAAUUAGAACAAAGUCUUAAGCACAUUUAUUUUGGCUCAUAUUCUGAAAUUGCCUGAUGAUACUCUUUAUGAAAAACAGAUUUAAUUAAUUGCUUAAUUCCAUAAAGCCUUGGUCUGCAAUUAUUAUAUCAAAAGAGGAAAUUUAGAUAAAGCUUUGCUAUACUAUACUGAGGAUCAACAAAUUAAGAGCCAACUUGCCUUGCUAUGUAUUGAAAAGGGAUAACUUGCACAAGGGGCUAAAUUUGUUGACUCUUUAUAAUUCGAUGGAAUAACUGAUAUGAAUGAAAUAGAAAAUUUGGAAAGAAACAUUGGAUUAUCAAAGAAGGUUGAAGUCUAAGUGAAGAAGAUUUAAAAGAAGAAAAAGAAGAGAAUUAGAUAUCCCAAAAAUUUCGACAAAACCAAUCCUGGUCCAUUGCCUAAUCCUGAGAGAUGGUUGCCUAAAUAAGAAAGAAAAGAAUGGAAAAAAAAGAAAUAAAUUCAUAGCAGAACUUAAGGAGGUAAUGCAGGAAAUGAAACAGUAAAUACAUUUAAAUCAAGCGGAGCUUCUACUGCAUAAGUUAGUGCAGCUUAGAAGAAAACAAAUAAAUAUAGAAAAUGAU
Messenger RNA from Paramecium pentaurelia, 1710 nucleotides. The record is from the annotation of a GenBank genome assembly. NCBI's taxonomy places the organism in Eukaryota, Ciliophora, Oligohymenophorea, Peniculida, Parameciidae.